GAGGAGGAGGAGGAGGAGGAGGAGGAGGAGGAGGAAAGGGAUGGAGACAACAACUGUCCAGUGUUUCGGACAACUAACGCACAUGGCACUGCCGUCGUCAAGUUGACCGUUUUUGAUGCUGACGCCCCCGCCGACCAAGGCCUCCUCUUCCUUCUCAAGAACUCCACUUCCAGGGGUCUCUUCUCCCUGAAUCCACGCAGUGGUGAACUCUCAUUUGCCAGAGAAGUCGUGGAUGAGGACAUCGGUAGCCACCAUUUGGAGAUUGAGGCAAAGGACAGUGGCGUGCCAUCGAGGUCUUCAGUGACCUACAUAACGGUCGUGAUUGACACACGCAACUACCAACGCGGAAGCGCAGCAGUAGACUUCGGCUCCGCAGCAGGAUACCCCAAAACUCGGAGCGAUGGGGCUUCAGCCUGGAGUAUGGGCUCACCCAGGACGGGUAGCGAUGGUAUCCUCACCUACGACCCUAAUAGCCCCAAUUCCCUUGUGGAUGACACGAAUCCCCUCUCUCUGCCUCGACAGGAGUACUCCUUUCCCAUCGAUCGGCGCCUCAUUUUGGUCUGCUGUUUGGUUUUCCUCGGCUGUCUCCUGCUCAUCGUCUUCGGUACAAUUUUGAUCCGAUUUCGUCGCAAGGGUCACCACCUCCGCGAGGCACAAAUGAAUGCUCCCAGUAAUGUCAACUUCAUACACGACUUCCGGCCAGUACAGGGUAAACCCAAGGAUUCCAUGGGUCAGAAGGCGCCCUUCAUUGCCACGGUGUCAGACAAGUAUCGGGAAACCCCACAGACUCCAAUCCCCUUCAUUGGUAAGGACAAUCGAUCUGUGUACGGCAUUCCUGGUCAGGUCUGGCCCGCACCUGUGCCCUGUUCGAGUAUUGGCUAUGCACAGACUGGUAGCAACCUCAUCCAGACUGGCGACCCCCGAGAACAAGUCAUGCGGAUGGCUAGUGUUGGAAGUCCUCCGUGCGAUCGAGAUCUGGCCAAUUUUGAGACCAGACAACUGGUGCACCUACGAGCAGCACCGGACGAUUUCACCAUUCAGGUCAGUUGUCUUUUCCUCCAGGACUUACCUUAA
Messenger RNA from Dibothriocephalus latus, 1074 nucleotides. The record is from the annotation of a GenBank genome assembly. Lineage: Eukaryota; Metazoa; Platyhelminthes; Cestoda; Diphyllobothriidea; Diphyllobothriidae.